GAGAAAAAAAACCCACAAACAAAGGCUCACCAAAAACUAAGUGGUCUUGGUAUUGUGGUUGGUCACCUUGUCCCAUAACCAAUUGGUGGGGGGUUCGAUCCUCAACCUUUGGGAAUUGAAAGAGAUUUUUGGUCAACCUUUUACCCUUAAGUAGAGCAUUCGGGCCAGGAAAUUAGUUACUGCUAUCGACAGUGAAUGCCUUGGUUGUUAAAAAAAAAAAAAAGCUCACCAAAUACUAACCAGCAACCAUAAUACCGCAUUUCUACUCUCCUUCCUCAAAGUGUGGGUUUUUAUUUCCCUUUCUCUCUCCUCUCUUGAACUUCCUUUUAUAAGUUUAUUUCUAUACAUAAUCAUCUCAUAAGGCCAUAGAACCACACCCCUAUUGUCCUUUCGUUUCAAAAUUCCGUUAAUUAUAUUAUGCAAGUUUUUUUGUUGAUUUUUGUUAAUUACUCUCUACUUUAAUAUGUUUUAUUUUUUGUGAUGGAAAUUGCAUCCAUACUUGCUUUGCUCGAACCACACCCAUGUUCUCCUUUUCAAUAUUUAGUUAAUUUUUUUUAUUCAGAUACAACCAAUUUUAAUUCGAUAUCAUUAUUCCUUUUUUGAAGAAUCUUUGUAAUUCGGUCAAUUGAAUUAGACUAUGAAGUUUUUUUUGUCCCAUCCAAAAAAAUGAAGUUUUUUAUUGAUUACUCUCUGCUUUUAACAUGUUGAUGUUAACUUUGUUUUAUUUUUUAUGAAAAGAGCCACAACCCAAUUUGUUUAGUAUCUUGAACUCUCAGUUUUGUUAGGGAACUAAGAAGAAUCAAAAUGGACAUGGGUGAAGCAAAUUAGAGGAAACUCGAGAAAUAGAGGGAGAAGAAUUCACCUUCAAUUUUGUUAUUUCACUCUAAAUUUCCCAGUUUUUAGAUUGGAUGGAACCUUAAUCUAGAGAAAUUUUAGAAGUUGUUGACUUAUAAAGUACAUGACAAACACAAAUGGAGGGAGGAAGUAAUAACUAAUAAGUGCGAACAAAUAAGUGAGCCAGUUUAUUUAGGUGUCAAAAAACUAAAAAGUCUAUAUGGAUGGUUUUUGAUUUAGGACCAGAGUUAUAAAAAAAAAAAUUCAAGUAGUUGAGUCUAACCAAACAAGCUCUAUAACGUAAUAACGAAGCAUAGAUGUUUGUUGGGUUAGGAACACACUCUUUUUAUGAUGUGAAGGAAAGGAACGGAAAGAAAAAACAAGAAAGCCGCAUUUGAAUGUAUCAUCUCCUUCCUCCAAGAAUUAAUGAAUGGAAUCUUUAUCCACCUCUUGCAAGUUGCAAGUGUUCAUCUUUUCAAUUGGUAAUGGGGAUGACAAAUUAGCCUUUUUCUGCUGAUAUUACGAUCUACCCAUAAGUAUCACUGAAUUAAAAUACAUAACAUGACUACAUAAAUCGUGUUAUUGUUAUUGUUAUUGAAGAUGAAGAUGAAGAUGAAGGUUACUCCUAAAGCUUUUGCUGCCUUCUUUCAUGGUGGUACUACUGGUAUUACUCCUUUUCCUUCUUUAUCUUUUCAUUUUCAUUUUCAUUCACGCAAUUACUCCAUUGUAACUGAUGCUGUUAUUCAAGAUCAUAGUUUGUUUCUUCAAUCAGUUAGAGAACACUGUAAAUUAGGGUUUUCAAAUCUCAAUUUCCCCCUUUCUCUCUUCCAUCAAAUGCUCUCUUUGCGCCCUCUUCCUUCUAUAAUCUAUUUCAAUCAGCUCUUCACUGCCAUUACCAAAUUGAAACGCCUUCAACCUCACUCCAUCAUCAUCUCUCUCCUCAGGGACCUUGAAUUGUCAGGUAUUCGACCCGAUAUGCACUCUAUUGGUAUUCUCACCAAUUGUUACUGCCAUUUGGGCCGUGUUGAUUUCGGUUUCUCUCUUCUCGCCAAAAGACUUAAGCUUGGUUACCCCUUUGAUGGUGAUUGUGUUAUCUUUACCACCUUAAUCAAUGGCUUUAUCCACUGUGAUAAGCUUCCUCAAGCUCUUCAAUUACUUGAUCAAAUUGUUAAGCUAGGUUUCCAACCCGAUAUUGUUACCUAUGGUGCUAUUUUCAAAGGUCUUUGUCGGAUUGGUGACAAUGCUGCUGCCCUUCACUUGCUUAAGAGGAUGCAUUCUGGUUGUUGCAAACCUAACCUUGUUAUAUAUAGCACCAUUAUUGAUAGUCUUUGUAAGGAUAGGCUGUUGAAAGAGGCCCUCGACCUGUUCACCGCCAUGAAAAGUGAGGGCAUUAUACCUAAUGUUGUCACUUAUACCUCCUUGAUUAGAGGUCUCUACAACUCCGUUAAGGUCGAGGCUAAAGAUAUGCUAGCUCAGAUGUUGGAGUGUAACAUAGCACCAAGUGUUAUCACCUUCAGCAUGCUCGUUGACAUGUUUUGCAAAGACGGGAAUGUUGAUGAAGCACAAGCUAUUCUAGACUACAUGAUUGAGAGAGGUGAGAUUCCAGAUGUCAUUACUUACAAUGCUUUACUUGAUGGUUAUUGUUUGCGUGGUCAGAUGGAGGAUGCGGAAAAACUACUUGAUUUGAUGGCCAAGAAUGGUUGUGAGCCUGAUAUUGUAAGUUUUAGCACUAUCAUUAAUGGAUAUUGCAAGGCUAGAAACAUGGACAAGGCCCUCAACUUGUUUCAAGAAAUACUUCAGAAAGGGGUGACACCUAAUGUUGUUACCUAUAACACUCUUAUUGAUGGACUAUGCAAAGUCAAUAGACUUUCCCUUGCACGCCAGAUGUUCAAGGAAAUGCAAGUUCAAGGAGUUAUUCCAGAUGUUGUCACAUAUGCUUCAAUGCUUGAUGGCCUAUGCAAAAAUGCGCUACUUGAUGAGGCAGUGGCGUUACUUGAAGAAAUGGAGGACAAUCGUGUUAAGCCUACUGUUGUCAUCUACGCUAUCCUAAUGGCUAGUUUGUGUGAGGCGGGGAAACUUGGAGAUGCAGCAAAAAUUUUCUCAGAUCUUGUAUUGAAGGGCCUACAACCUGAUGUGAUAACAUAUAAUAUAAUGAUUAAAGGUUUAUGCAAGAAAGGGCUCAUGGAUGAAGCUAUCCUAUUGUCGAGGAAAAUGGAGGAACACAAUUGCUCCGCUGAUGAUCGUACUUAUAAUACAAUUAUCAGAGGAUAUAUUCUCAACAAUGGCUUAUCAAACGCUUUGUACUAUUGUGAUCUUAUGGUUAGCAAGGGAUUCAAAGGCGAUGCUGACACUUUCUCGUUAUUUAUUCGCCUCUUGUCUUCUGAUAACUUAAGUGACUCAUUAAAGGACCAAGUGCGGAAGUUCAUGAACUGAAUAGAAGCUAAUUUGUCACCUCACCUGUAAUACUCUUAGUGAUGGCCUAAUGAAUCUAGUACUACAUUGGAGUAGUCACUUGCUGUAUCUUUUAGCUUCCUACUUCUUUAAGUCUCCUUCUUUUUACUAGGGUGGCUUUGCUUUAUACAUUGUUAUUUAAUAUGCACGGUUAACAACAUUGCCUUUCCAUACGGACUUCAAGGAAAUUCAAUCUUAAGGAUUUACUGUGGACAUCUUCACUUUCACUUCAUUACUUGAAGCGUAUGCAAAAGUGUACAUCUUCUCCAAGCAAUGACAGUGUUUCAGGAGAUGGAAGUGGCCUCUGAUAAUGUCAUCUGCAAUAUGGACAAACAUUAUUAGCGGACACUCUGAAGAAAGUAGGGUGAAUGUUGUUCCUUGAUCUUUCUCCUUCAAUUUUGUAGCUGGAAUAAAUACCAAAAGUUCUUCUGAUUGAAUCAUGGAUUAUCUGUGAUGUCAUUGAUUAACUGUGAAAAGAUUAUUUUACAGUUUUAGGAUAGUUGCUAGCUUGCUGUUGAAGCAAGCUGUUGAGUCACUUACUAGGCUCCACUGUUCUGAUUUCUAAAAUAUCUUGCAAUGCUUGUGACAGAUACAACAAGCAUAUCCCAAGAUUUGUCCCAGAAAAAGAUAACACCAAGUGUUAGCUAUCUAUUCUGCAAAAUAUCCAAACUCAUUGAAUUUGUUAUGAAGUCGAAAUGCAUAUUGAACACUACAUUCAGUUAGUAUGCCUCUCCCAAGAUGAUAAAUAAAUUAGAUCCAGAGAAAAGACUGAUGCAGAUGACACUGAAGUAAUUUUCAAGAACUUGUAUCAUCAAAAACUCUCUUCAUUGGAAUUGCUUGUCAAAGAAAUUUCCUUCAUCAAUUAAAACUGACAACUUCAACUUUUUUUAUUUUUUAUUUUGCUUUAUGGUGUGUAUUUUUGCCUAUCUGGUAAUGUUUUGUCUAGUAAUCCUUUAGUUUAUACUCAAAAUUCAACUCACUUGCAUUUUCUGAA
This is a messenger RNA of Beta vulgaris subsp. vulgaris (sugar beet), 4279 nucleotides long. Its product is annotated as putative pentatricopeptide repeat-containing protein At1g12700, mitochondrial. Lineage: Eukaryota; Viridiplantae; Streptophyta; Magnoliopsida; Caryophyllales; Amaranthaceae. The record is from RefSeq and is a predicted model, not a curated record. Gene Ontology annotation, molecular function: protein binding.